AUGAGCUUGCUAUGCGCGUCGGCGCUGAAUCUGAAUGUUGGAAUGUUUGAUGAGAAGUUUGGAAUUCAUGAAUAUUCUUACCAAAGCUUUAAAGUGGUCAAUAUCAAAGACAGAAGACUGGGAUUACUGUUCCUCUCAUUUGAGAUCGCAAUCGCCGUCUAUGUGUUGUGGAACAUCUUUUCCAACGGUCUCUACUUGCAAAAGACAGUUCCGAUUACUGGUUCAAUCCGAAUCAGCUUUCAAACACCUACAAAUUACAAGAGUCUUGCUACACCCUCAUAUUGUACACCAACAAGUACCAUUGCUGGAUGCCUCUUUUUGAACGCCGAGCAAAUUGCAUACCCUUACGCCGGCCAAGAAGGAGAGAUUUUCCUUACAACUCGUGUCUCAAUUUCAAACACCGGAGUUCCCACAGGCGGCUGCAAUUACGCAACACCUGCUACCGCAGCGUAUGGAUGUACACCACCUCCAGCAAACACUUUAAAUCAGACAACUUACUAUGUUGCCAACGUCGAGGCUUUCACUUUGAUGAUCGAUCACUCUGUCAGAGGACAAGUUGCUAGUGGACUUCUUUUACAAGCAACCGUUCCGACAACCGUCGGAAAGGACUCUAACCCUGCAAUGCAGGGAAAACUUUUGGGUGGCUGUUCUGGUUCCUCAUCUGCUCCCGUCGUCCUGGAAUGGAAUUCCACCACUCGCGCCUCGGCUCUUGCAGCUGGAUUGCCAGGAGAUGUCAUAACUUUUGGACAACUCUUAACUGCGUCUGGGUGCAGUGGGGCAGCAGUCAACCUCGAUGCCAAUAGCUCUUCUGUUACUGCUAAAACUGGCGAAUCUUUACGAUCUACUGGAUCCAUUAUCAGUGUGCCAAUCGUGUACACGAACAGACAAACCACGGGUGCCUGGAACGACCUGAAGUACACCUACGUCCCUGCGUCAGUAGAUGGUGAAGAAUACAAGAUAAUUGAGAGGAUUCCACAAGCCGAUGGAAGCAUUACUUAUUGGAAUCGCCACGGAGUGCAGAUCAUUCUCACCCAGUCGGGAGAGAUUGGAGAAUUCAACUUCCUCACCUUCCUUUCCAGCCUUGUUGGUGGUACGGUGGUCGUAAACGUUGUAGAAGAGCAACGUGAUGGCUUUGGUCUUGCAUUGCUCCACGUCGCCACUACAAUCACUGAUAUUGUCAUGGUUCGCUGCUUGCCUCACGCCGCAUUGUACAAGGAAUCCAAGUAUGAAGAGACAGAGGACUUCAGUGACAUUAGACAGGAACUCAAAGAAAUCAAGCAACGUCGCAAAUUCAACUCUCACCAAGCCGAAGAACAAGUCAAUCCUCUGACCCCUACCACUCCUGCUGCAAAUGGAAAGGUCCAGCCAAGUGCUCCCAUGGAAGUUCAAUCUUCUGCACCCUUGAACGGUACAAGUUACGCACCUCCAACCUACGAUCCGGCCACCAAUGUCUAUGGAAACCCACCACAACAACUACAGCAACACUACCCUGCUACGGUUGUGUAUGCCUAUCCUCCUCCUGGUACGCAACAAAAUGUUCUAUAUCAGCAACCUCAAGCACCACCACCACCUGCCUCAUACUAUUGA
Molecule: messenger RNA, 1587 nt
Organism: Synchytrium microbalum
Lineage: Eukaryota; Fungi; Chytridiomycota; Chytridiomycetes; Synchytriales; Synchytriaceae
Exons: 12
Coding region: 1-1587 (528 amino acids)
Source: RefSeq, a predicted model, not a curated record